AUUCCCAAAAGAAAUAUAUAAAACCGAUCGAGUUAUAGUGCUUUAAACGACUUUGAGGAUUAUCUUUGGGCCCUUGGAGGCCCCCAAUUCCGCAAUCGAACCCACAAAACCCAUUGCCCGCCGUUCAUCACCGAUCCUGACAUGAUGAACUUCUCCGCGUUCGGCGGCCCCUUCUCCGGCAUCCAUCAGUUUGCCGCUAAAUUCGACGCCCAGACGCCCGGCGCCUUCGGCACGCCCCCCGCGGCCGCCGCGAAUGCAGCAGCCGCUGCGGCAGCGGCCGGCACCGAUAACCAUGUGCAGCGCUAUCAGACCAAUGGCAAUCACUUUAAUCAGAAUGUGCCCAACGUUUCGGCUGCCAACAACAUGCAAUAUGGCCAGAAUAUCUCCAUACCGUACUCACAGCCGCAGGGCGAUCUGAACUUUCUCAAUGCAGCCGCUGCGGCCGAUCAUAAGGGUAAAAUCCAUCCAAAAAUCGAACGUGACCGGGAAGAAGUCCUCAACCAGCAGAUCCUGCAGAAUGUCAACCAAUCCUGGCAGACGCUGGCCAACACGGCCAACACGGUGGACUACUCGUCGCACCUGCUCUCCGCCACACUGCCCAUCUCCAUACAGCACUUCCUCAAGUACUCGGAGACCAUCAAGAAGGAGUCCACCGGCGAUGUCCUGAAGAAUGGCACCAAUUUGGCCAGCCUGGCGCUGGGGGGCGUGGCCCUGACGCCCAGCAACAAUGGGGCAAAUGGAGGCCAUCACAACGGACUGGUGGGCAUGGACCAUGGCGGUCACAUGACCAACAUGACGGACGCCAAUGGUGCGGCGCUGACGAAUGGCGGCACUAGCAAUGGGGUGAAUGGCAAUGCCAAUGGAACGGUGACCAAUGGUGGAGCCGGCGCCGUUUCCAGCACCGGAUCCGUGGGCACCACGAACGCCAGCGGUGGGACGGGCACGGCCACCGGCAAGAAGACCAAAAAGAAGAAACCACCAAAGGAGAAGAAGCCACGUCCCAAGCCGGGCGAGAUCCGCGAGACGAAGGCGCUGGACGGCUCGACGCUCUACUGCUGCCCGGAGUGCCAGAUGGCCUAUCCGGACCGCAGCCUCAUCGAGCAGCACGUCAUCUCGCACGCCGUGGAGCGGCGCUUCGUCUGCGACAUCUGCAAUGCGGCGCUGAAGCGCAAGGACCACCUGACCAGGCACAAGCUCUCCCACAUACCGGACAGGCCGCAUGUGUGCAAUAUCUGCAUGAAGUCCUUCAAGCGCAAGGAGCAGCUCACUCUGCACAUUGUCAUCCAUUCCGGCGAGAAGAAGCAUGUAUGCAUUGAGUGUGGAAAAGGUUUCUAUCGCAAGGAUCACUUGCGCAAGCACACGCGGUCGCACAUCGCCCGGCGGGUCAAGUCGGAGGUGUCGGCGCAGAACGUGAACGGAUCCUCCGGCGGAGGAGGUGGCGGCGGCGGAGGCGGCAACAGUGCGCAGAGCAACGCGCUGCACGGCUCCUGAGGAUCGUACAAGGACUUCUGGUAAACUCCCAGACGAAUUUCAAGCCAUAAGGGGCGGCCGGGCUGCUUUCACUGGUGGAUAAUGGGAUCCGUAUACCAUAUGGGGAUUCGACUGACCACCAUUGGGAGCAGUCGUUGGGCUGCCUUUGAAAUUCGCUGGGGGCUUACCGGGGGUCCUGCUGAGCGUCACCCAACUCCAAUUACAAUAACCCUCAAAUAAACACGAGUUAUACUUACUGGAUGCAAGUAUUAGUACGAUUUUGUUCACAACACUUUCAGUUCUUUAGCUUUAGUUCUUUCAGUUGAGAUUUUCGCACAAAAAACAAAAAAAGAUGAAAAAGAAAAAACGGUCGAGCAAAGUAUAGCAAUCGAAAUGUACAAAUCAGCAGAAUGACAGAUUUAAAUUCGAGUUUAGUAUGCGCAUAUGUUAAGGGAAGAAGAUAACGCCGCUUUAGUGUCGCUUUCGUUUCUUUUUUGGGGAUCUGUGAUCUGUAGUCGCUGCAUAAACGAUGAUAAAAAGAAGAUGAGACGAUCGAAAGCUGUUCUAAGAAUAAGUUAAUAUGUCUGCAACCGAUUUACUAUAUAUGUAUGUGCAAUUUAUAAUCCUUUUGAUUUGCCUUUUUGUUCGUUUGUUCAUUAUUUUCCCCACAGACAACAUGGGGAUUUACACAAGAUUCUUAUUGAAUUGUGCACAUUUUUAAGGAAGUAAGAAGCUCUACAAGCGAAAUUUGUACUUCUAGUCUUGUAUUUUAUUUUACCGAUAGGCAUAUAGAGGGAAACCCGAAUCGAGGUCAUGUAAUCUUAAGCUUUUAAACUUGAAUGUUCAAAGGAAAACCUUCGACGCAGAGUCACGACACUCACACCAAACACUAGACAGAAAGCCGCAAUACGAACCUGCAUCUUGGCAAGCCGAAAUGCCCGAAAUGCCGAAAUGCCCAACUUCCAGCCAUCGUCAUUGCUUGCAACUGCAAUAUGCAACACUACACCUAUAUCCAGCUUACCAAUACUGAUUACCGAUAACACUGAUAACCACAAAUAGCGUUAAGAGCCACUUAUACAGCAGCAAUAGCCAUAGGAUCGCAGAAAGCACGGGUCAAAAACAAUCUUAAAGAAUCGCUAAACAUUAACAAUUGCAGAUGCAACAGCAAAACAGCAAAACAGCAAACAGCAACAAUAACCGACAACACAACUGUAUAAAAGGAUAUUUUUAUAUAUAUAAAUACAAAAAGAGAGAGCAUAUGAAAACCGAAUAGGAAUAAAGGCAUAAAACAAUAACCGAAAUAAAGUGCAAACACUUCGAGCAAGUGACAACGUAAUUUACUGUUCAAAUACAAAGCAUUUUGAGAUUAACGAUAAACGAUUAACGAUAAAGUAAAGUAAACGAUUAAACCGAUUCAAGAGCAUACAUAGCAAUGCAGCAUAUUGCAACCCUGUAACUUGUAUAGUUAUACGAAGCUUCAAACUAAAUACGCUAGCCUACAGAUACACCAUAUAUAGAUACAGAUACUGAUACACUUUCCUUGUUUGUUUCGAUCACUCGCAACUGGCAAAUGACCCACUGGGCUCAAACUCAAGACCCGAAUCGAAUGGGGUGAUAUGGAUAUUGUUUCACAUUCCAAGUUAAGGCACAUUUUAGAGCGAUACAUCCAGUUAUUAUCUCUGGACAAAUCGUUAUUUCUCGAAGAGUUUGAGCCAGAGCGACAUUUCCAUGCAUUUUUCACGUUCUUAACUUUUUUUCUGGCACAUCUCUCACAAAAAAGGUACUUAAUCAGUAUGAUAAUCUCUCGGCUUGUGCCGAAAACUUGUGAAUUACAGUAUGUUACAGUGCGGAACGUAAUUGAAACACUUGCAGUGAAGUACAAAUAUUUUAACUACACACCCACGACACACCAGCAGAUUACAAGACAUAGACAAGUGAACCGCAGAGAGGUAUUAGCCAAAAGUUAAUGGGAAAAGAAACAAAACUAAGCAAAUCUAAAUACAGUUACUACGCUAGAGGGUAGCACAGCAUAUUAUUAACGUGUUCUGUUGGCCCGAAAGCCAGUGGGCUGGCAACCCAGAGACGACAGCUUGUAAACAAUAACGUGACAACAUAUAUAUAAAUAAUUAAGCAACCUUCACAAACAAGAAGUUAUUAUUUUGCCAUUGAUUUUCUUGGUCUCACUCACUCACUCACUCUCUCUUGACACACUAAAUCGAAUAAGAAAAUAUAAAACAAUAAGUUUAUAAAGAAAAAGUUGCAAUAAAUGACAAACAAAUGAAAUUAAAUCACUCAGGGAUAAAGCCUCCAAAAGAAAAAAAAAAAAACAUAAAAUAAAAAUGCAAUAUUUUAAACGAAACGAAAUGAAAACAAAAAGGAAACAAAGAAAAGAAAAAUUUAAUCUAAAGAAAAAGUACAUUUUAAAGUUAAAAUAUUUUAGUAUAAUAACGAGAAGGACAAAACAAAAAGUUUUAGAAAUUUGCACAAAUUUUGGCAUUUUAUAAACGCAAAACGAACCAUCAACCACAAACAAAGCAUAAAGUACGAACAAACAAAUGACGAAAUAGAAACAUAUUUUCUCACACUUCAUUGGCUUAUCGAAGGUAUAAAAUCGACAUUUACAGGAUAGAUCACCGACUUCAUAGGCAAACGGUCCGUGCAACUUUUAGUGCAUUUAAAACAGAAAAUAGAAGUUAAAGUGAAAGUGAAAAACGCAAGCAGUUCAUAUUUACAGGAGCUAAAUAAGUAAUGCGGGGUAUGCGGCCAAAGAUGAAGUUAAAUUGUAGUUAGAGCAGGAUGGCAUUUAAGGAGAGGAUCAGAUGGGCGCGUAACAUUCGUAACAACCUUUUAUAUACAUUGAAAACGAGUUAAUAACGCCACCACUACCAAUUUGACAAACUGUACGUAUUGAAUUUAUGUUUAGUGUCUGCAGCAUGCGGGGGAUGUGAGGCAAAGAGAUUGACGGGCGAAGAGCUAAAUACAUUUAAGGGUUAGAUUUUCUGCGAAAGGACUGAAGUUAAGGCAACGUAGCGUUUAAAUGCAAAAUUGAAUUGAAAAUUGAAAGAAAAAAACCGAGUGUUAUGGAUAAUGGAGCGUGCGCGAAUGCGAUUGGUGACGAAAAUUACUUGUUUAAGGCUGGACUUAUGUAAUUUCGAGCGAUAGAAAGCGAUAGUAGCAAAACAAAAACAUGUAAAAUGCAGAUACAAUAUUUUUAUAAUUAAAAAAGGUACCCUCAAAAACCCAAGCCCGAACCCCAACCCCAACCCGAUCCCCUGAUCUUAAUAUGUUUAAUUCAACUGCAAUUAUCGUUAAAGACGUAUUUACUGUUUGUGAUCCAAAAUUCAUUGAUUAAACGUAAACUACACAAAGGAAACAAUUGUUGCAUGGGCAAGGUUUGAAGCAAAGGUCCCCGGGUUCGCAAAGCACCCACAAGUACUCGAUCCCCGGGUCUCUAAGACGAGGAAACCACGAGUCAAGGGCCGGGUUCAAAACCCGGCAGAGUGCGGCGUCGAUGACUCGCAGCAAUAUUUCGUGGACAAGCCAUCACACAUCGGACAAGGCUUGCCCACAAAAUGUACCUUUAAAGACCGAGCGUUGGGAGUACUUUUGGCCACUCUGCGAACCCCUAGAAAUAGAGCAGGAAAACAGUAAAUUGUACUUAAUUGAAAAUGAUAUAAUAAAACACCGCCACUUUGAAAUAUAUUUACUUGAAUCAAAUAAUAUUAAUGAGUAUGUAUAACUUUGUACUUGAAUAAUAUUUUAUUUAUAUUUACCUUAAGUCAAUAAAAAUUCUAAUAAAUUAUAA
This is a messenger RNA of Drosophila subpulchrella, 5275 nucleotides long. It is a transcript of the gene l(3)neo38, whose product is annotated as transcription factor che-1. The record is from RefSeq and is a predicted model, not a curated record. Lineage: Eukaryota; Metazoa; Arthropoda; Insecta; Diptera; Drosophilidae. Bases 142 to 1491 code for a protein of 449 amino acids. The transcript has 5 exons. Gene Ontology annotation, molecular function: DNA-binding transcription factor activity, RNA polymerase II-specific; RNA polymerase II cis-regulatory region sequence-specific DNA binding. Gene Ontology annotation, cellular component: nucleus. Gene Ontology annotation, biological process: regulation of transcription by RNA polymerase II.